AUGACGCUCAAGCGGCCCAAGAAUCCAGUGGACAUCGAGCGCAUGUUCCGCGAGCUCAUGGAUCGGCGGGACUUCCGCUCGCUCCCGCCUGCGGCCCGACAAGAGAUGUUGAGUUACGGUGUGGACAAGAAGUGGAUGUUGAUCUACCAGGACGCACUCAGUGAACACAACAAGCUGCAGAAGAAGAGCAAUGCUACGCCAGAGUUCUACACGCGCCAGCUCGUGGCCAAGUCCAUUUCCUCUCUGGAAUUGGAGAACCUCUGGGUCCUGCUCCGCACUGAGCCCAUCGACUGGGUCCGCCAGUUCAUUUUCGACUACCAGGGCGAUGUCGCGCUCUCACUGUAUCUCAUCAAGGUCCACGACCAGAUCAGCGACCUGGACAUCCAGCAGAUUCUGGACGACAUCUUCAACAAGGAGUUGAAUGCCUUGAAAUGUCUUCGCUGUAUGAUGAACCAAAAACUUGGUGCGGAACGCGCGAAGUCCGAUGACUCCUUGUACGUCAAUGCCAUCACAAGCGCCUUACUAUCGCCGCGAUUAGCCACGAGGAAAAUAGCUGCGGAGACGUUGACCUUCAUGAUCGUCUACUAUUGCAAAACGGGGUCAGCUGACACGCUGGCAAAAUACCACAGAAUUCUCCGUGCUAUGGACUCCCUUGCGCUGAAGCCCUAUUACGAAUUUGUUUUCUCUUCCCUGUCGAAGCGUAACUUGCAGCGCAAGCCGCCCUCGCCAGACAAAUGCCCUCGUUUCGAAUUGUGGAUACGGCUUGUGGAGCGCACCAUCGAUGGCAAAGGCAAGUACAAAAACUCGUUGGUUGGUGCCAGCGAUGAGCUCAAGUUUGCCAUGUAUGGAACAAACUCAUCCACUGUCAGCUCAUCAUACGUUGAAAACCAACUUCUAGAGUACUGCUUAAGUUCGAUGCUUCUUGUAAAUACAAUUGUCGAGUACGGGCUGGAUUUCAGAGUGCGAAUGACUCUACGCUCGCAAUUUGGAGCUGCCGGACUUGAAGAGCUCAUUUAUAAGUUCAAGGAUUUGAGCUACGAGAACUUGUCGAAACAAUGUGACAGGUAUUCAGAAAUGGCCGAGGCUGACAAAUUGGAGUUCAAGACAGCCGAACAAAUUGACCAAAACCUAGAUUUCAACAAUCCAGUUGACUUGGUUCUGUCAAUAUGGAAAAACGUCCAAGACAACGAAGCGCAAGGCUUUUUCUUAAGUGCGAUGCAGCAUUUGUAUCUCAACCAAAUUGACAAAAAAGAUGACCCUUCCGAAUCCGCGAGAAGCUUGAGGCUUCUUGAUGGUAUAAUACAGAAUGUUUCAACUGCGCAUACCACGAAUGACGAUUCUGCCGUCGGUAUCGCUAUGAAUAGGUUGUUUCAAAGCUUGCACACCGAUGAUAUGUACAGAAGUGCUCUCAGUGAGAUCAAAACAUACAAAAAGAUAGCCGAGGAAGCUCUUGCAGAACGGGAUGAUAUUUCCCGACAGUUGUCCAUGGGAUCCGAGGGUGUCAUUGCAAGCUUAAACAAUGAGGUCAAGGAGCAAGAAAUAAUCAUGAGAAGAACACGGAAACUCAACCAGGAACUCCAGAAAGAAUUGGAAGACGCGAAAAGAAAAAAUUUGAUUGACAAACAAGAGCAAGAAGCAGAAAUGAGAGAGCUCUUGAUUAUGAUCAAUAGUGGCGAUCUUCAAUCUAAGAAGGGCAACGGCAAAACCACCAUCUCAUUGAACACAACCAACGAGGAUUUGGUCAACAAAUUACGCAAACAAAUUCAUAGAAAGAAAGCCGAACUUCGUUUGGAUAACAAACUGCUUGGUAGCAAUAUCGAGCCUUCAUCAAGAUUAAGGGCCUUGAGGGACCAAAUGAAUGAUAUUGAAACCUUAGCUCGUGAGCUAGAGAUGACUGACUUCGAAACUUACACCCUUCCAACUUCGCCAAAACUUGAAGCAUCAGAUCUAAAUAGAUCUGAAGACAGCAUAUCGAACAUUGAAGAUCCUAAUGAUAUUUACGAAGAAACCACAAACGAUGAAGAUGAAGUUUUUGAAGAUACUAUCGAGGAGCCAAUUGCCAUGGGUCCCAAGCGUGGUGUUCGAGAUGAUGAUGUGGGCAAACUCUCGAAGUUAAGAAAGCAACUUGCAUCUUUACAAAGCGAAUCUAAUGACAUCAUGAAGUUCAAUAAUAGCAGUCUUUUCACAAAACAAAAAUACUUAGCUAUGGAACGUUUGAGAGAGCUUGAGAUGAAUUUCAAAGAUUUUAACAUCGACUUUGAUAUCACUGAAGAGAACACUGCACUGCUCAGUGGGUUGGCGGACUCGACAAUGAAAUCAAAACUUCAAGAAGAGCUUCAAGAAGUUGAACGUCUCAAGCAAGACUUGCGCUCAAAGUUGAAUGCUCUUGAUGAGAAACCGGUAAAGAAAAGAGCUUCAAGGGCGAUAUCCCCUGACCCAUUGAGCAAACUCGAGAAUAAAUAUGCACAAGGUCAAGUGAAGAUGAAGGAGGAUGUGACCAGGCCUCUGACUACUCCGAACAAGGAUCAUCGGUCAAAUCGAUUGUCUACAAUCAGCUCUAUGGACCCUAAGUUUUUGAAAGAGUUAUCGACGAAGGUCAAAAAGGCAGAAGCAAUUGCAGAAUCAGAAGAAGAUGACGAAGAUGAAGAAAGUGCUGAUCUGGGUAAUGUGCCGCCGCCACCACCACCACCGCCAUUUCCGCAGGCACUUUUAAAAUCAGGAACACCAUCUUCUCCUCCACCACCACCACCACCACCGCCUCUUCCUUCGGCUUUGGGUAGGUCUUCCACGUCACCUCCACCUCCCCCUCCACUCCCGUCAACUUUUGGUGUUGCACCACCGCCACCCCCACCCCCAUUACCAUCAGCUCUGAGUAACAGUAUGAGUUCACCUUCACCGCCACCGCCGCCACCGCCACCAUUUCCAGUUAUGUCAAAAGCUGCCGUGUCACCAAUACUACCUGUGUUGGAGCAAGGACCGUUCGAUAAUUUCCCAAGACCAAAGAAAAAAUUGAAGCAAUUGCAUUGGGAGAAGGUCGAGGCAGUGGACCAUUCAUCGAACUCUUUCUGGAAUAAUUCAGAGCCGCACUCUAUCGCCACUGAUUUGAUGGACAAAGGGGUUUUGGAUGAGAUUGAGACCAUUUUUGCUGCAAGAGAAAUAAAGAAGUUGGCUACGAAGAAGAAAGAAGAAAUCGACAAAGUUUCUUUCUUGGCAAGAGACGUGGCACAGCAAUUUGGAAUCAACUUGCAUUUCUUCAAUUCUCUAACUGAUGUUGAAGUUGUAAGGAAGGUUUUAAGAUGUGAUAAAGAUGUCAUGGAGAAUGCAGCAGUUUUGGAGUUUCUUGCAAAGGAAGAAAUCGUGGAGGUACCCAACAGCUUAGCUAUAAGUUUGCAACCAUACUCGACUAACUAUGAUGCCGACGAGAUUUCCAAACCCGAGAAGGAUCCAAAUGAAUUGCAAAGACCAGACAGAAUCUAUUUGGAGUUAAUUUACAAUUUGCUGCAUUACUGGAAAUCGAGAAUCAGGGCUUUAAAAACCAUUUCGAGUUACGAAAAAGACUAUGAAGACUUGGUAAAAAAGUUGAGAUCCAUUGACGCUGCAGUGAGCAGUAUUAAGCAAUCAAAACAUCUACGCAGUGUUUUCGACAUUAUUCUUGCAGUCGGAAACUACAUGAAUGACACAUCCAAGCAAGCUAAAGGCUUUAAACUUGGGUCCCUUCAAAGAUUGGGGUUUGUCAAGGAUGACAAAAAUAGCAUGUCAUUUUUACACUACGUCGAGAAGACGAUCAGAACUAAUUAUCCUGAGCUUUUGGGUUUUUUGGAAGAACUUUCAGUGUGCGCCGAAGUUGCAAAGUACAGUAUUGAAGUGAUAUCUAUGGAUACAAAAGAGUAUGCACAACUGAUCAAGAAUGUCCAAAGCUCUAUUGAUAUCGGCAACUUGAGUGAUGUAUCCAAAUUCCACCCGCAAGAUCGUGUCUUGAAAUUGGUGACACCAAUAUUGCCUAAAGCAAAGAAAAAGGCAGAAAUGCUCUUGGACCAGGCAAAUUAUACACUCAAAGAGUUUGAUAAGUUGAUGCUUUAUUUUGGGGAAGACCCAACAGAUUCUUUUGUCCGCAAUGCAUUCAUCAGUAAGUUCACGAAUUUUAUGACAGACUUCAAGAAGGCGCAAAGGGAAAACAUGAAGCGUGAAGAUGAGUUGAAGGUUUAUGAGCAAAGGAAAAGGUUACUUGAGGUUUCCAGCAAACAAGAGGCAUCGAAACAAGAAAACUCGGAUUCCGAUACAGAACGAAAUGUCAUGGAUUCUUUGCUUGAGAAGUUGAAAGCCGCAGGUUCAGAACGUGGCGAGCCGACUCUGGCAAGAAAGAGAGCAUUGAUGAGAAGGCAUAUUUUGGAAAAUGGAAAAAACAGGGAGAACGCAUCUCUGCAAGACAAUAGUCCAAGAAAAGCAGGCAAUGAAGAAAUUAUAGAUCUAACUGAUGCUGACGAUGAUGUCGGUGCGAGAGCUAGGAAUCUACUACAGGAGUUUCGAAAGGGAGAUUCCACGGAAAUUAUCACACCUGAGGCAGGCCGGGCUAGCCGCGCGGCGGAGUUCAGGCAACAGAGGAACAGAAAAAAGUUUGGGCAACCUAUUGCAGAUGCUGAACCUGAUCGGCAGAUGGAAAGAACGCCCUCGAAUAACUCGUCUGAGGGUGGUGAGUAG
Metschnikowia bicuspidata var. bicuspidata NRRL YB-4993 is the source of this 4698-nucleotide messenger RNA. RefSeq names its product formin (gene BNI1). The transcript is spliced from 2 exons. The coding region runs from base 1 to 4698 and encodes 1565 amino acids. Gene Ontology annotation, biological process: actin filament bundle assembly; barbed-end actin filament capping; mitotic actomyosin contractile ring assembly. Lineage: Eukaryota; Fungi; Ascomycota; Pichiomycetes; Serinales; Metschnikowiaceae. Gene Ontology annotation, cellular component: cell division site; cellular bud neck; mating projection tip. Gene Ontology annotation, molecular function: actin binding; small GTPase binding. The record is from RefSeq and is a predicted model, not a curated record.